This is a messenger RNA of Limulus polyphemus (Atlantic horseshoe crab), 1012 nucleotides long. RefSeq names its product monoglyceride lipase-like. Gene Ontology annotation, molecular function: lipase activity. The record is from RefSeq and is a predicted model, not a curated record. Bases 127 to 741 code for a protein of 204 amino acids. Gene Ontology annotation, cellular component: membrane. NCBI's taxonomy places the organism in Eukaryota, Metazoa, Arthropoda, Merostomata, Xiphosura, Limulidae. The transcript has 6 exons.
AAACUGUGUUAAUAUGUUUUUUUUUACUCUUUCUUGUUAGUGGGCCAUGGUCGAAGUGAAGGUCCCCGUACCCUGGUGGGCAGUCUUGACAAUUGCGUUGAAGAUAUAUUUCAUCACAUAAAUAUAAUGAAAAAGAAAUAUCCUGGACUUCCAGUGUUCAUAAUCGGAAACUCAAUGGGCGCAACAAUCGGCAUAUUUGCCUCCCUGAAGAAACCAGAAGAAUUCAAAGGUUUUGUAGCUAUAGCAACAAGUAUUCCGAGAAACUCUGAGGAAUCCACGACAUUUAAAAUUCUUAUGCAACAAUUUCUCAAAUGGGUAGGUUGGCUUAUCCCUAGUAUGCCUGUCGGAUGGAUAAAAUAUGACCUGGCCAUUCGGACGGAAGAAGGCAAACAGAAAGUAUUAGAAGAUCCACACAUGUACAAAGGAGUGUGGGUAAAAGCAGGUUGGGUUAAAACGAUGCUGGACUCUGCUCCAAAACUACAAACUGAGCUAAUAAACGUAGUUGUUCCGUUGUUGAUUAUUCAUGGCGGCCAGGACAAGAUUUGUAACAUAUCAGGAGCUAAGAAGUUCUACGAAACUUCGGAAAGCAAAGACAAGACUUUAAAGGUUUAUCCAGAGUCAUAUCACUGCCUUUUUCUCGAACCAGAUGGCAUUCCUGAGCACAUAAUAGAUGAAACAGUGAAUUGGAUAUCGGACAGGUGCAUCCCGACUUCUCUCAAGAUAUUAAAAUCGAAAUACUGAAAGAAAGAGGCACGCACUUUUUUGAUUGGUUUGAAGAUCCAACUUCCAUCGAGAUCCCGUCUCCUGGUGGGACAGCCGCCGUAACUUUACGGACUUACAAUGCUAAAAUCCAGGAUUCGAUUCCUCGCGGUGGACACAGCAGAUAGCCUAAUGUGGCUUUGAUAAAUCCUUGCGUUAAAUUAGUAAAAUGAUUUUGAUGAAUACAAAGAAUGUUGCAGUGUUUAUAUGUGAGUGUUUUAAGAUUUUAGUUUUGAAAUAAAAGGUUUUUAAU